UCUUCCUAGAAGCUACAUCUGGCCUGACUCUGUGUCUACCUGUGACAACUUUCUGGAGAGGGGCAUCGUCCAAGCUUCUGCUAGCAUCAACUUAACCCUCCUGUUGUCCUUGGGUCAAAAUGACCCACCACUGUGUUAAAACCCCCCCAAAAAUCCACUAAAUGCUAUUUUUUUUCAAUUGAAAUUUUAUGACUUUUCCUAGAUUAUCCUCAACAAUAGAAAAAGUGAAAUGUUGCUUUUAUUCACAUUUCCAUAUAAGCUGUACAAAAAAAAAGGUACAAAGGUGGUCUUCAGGUCAAAAUGACCCGUGAGACAAAUAGAGUUGAAAUCAAGGUCACAGAGUUAUUUACAAACCACAGAAUGUUACAAUGUUUUAGCUGUGUCUCAGAUCAAUCAGUAGCAGAAGUAAACAAGCCAAAUCAGGUGGUGUUCUCGCAGGCUUCAGAAAAACCACCUGUUUAUUUCCAUUAUAUUUUCGCAAAUAUGGAGAUAGCUGGAAAACGAUGGACGAGAUUGACCUGCAGGCCUACUUAGGGCUGCUAAUCUUAGCAGGUGUAUACAGGUCCCGAGGUGAGGCUGCAGCUAGUCUAUGGGAUGCUGAGAGUGGAAGGCCAAUUUUCUGAGCCACAAUGCCACUCAAAGUCUUUCACACCUACUCAAGACUGCUACGAUUUGAUGACCGUGAGUCAAGACCAGCAAGACGUGUGACAGACAAACUUGUAGCCAUAAGACAGGUAUGGGACAAGUGGGUGGAGCGGCUGUCCUACCUCUACAAUCCAGGGCAUGACGUAACAGUGGAUGAGCAACUGGUUCCAUUUAGAGGUCGUUGUCCUUUCUGGCAGUAUAUGCCCAGCAAGCCAGCAAAAUAUGGAAUCAAGCCAUGGGUGGCUUGCGAUGCCAAAUCAAGCUAUGCUUGGAAAAUGUAAGUCUAUACUGGGAAGCCGACCAGUGGAUGCCCAGAGAAGAAUCAGGGGAUGAGAGUUGUGCUUGAUGUGACAGAGGGACUGAGGGGUCACAAUGUGACAUGUGACAAUUUCUUCACCUCUUAUGAAUUCGGACAGCAGCUCCUGAAGAGGAAGAUCACCAUGGUUGGUACAGUUCGAAAGAAUAAGCCUGAGCUCCCACCUGCACUGCUUGUGUCAAAGGAGAGAGAGGUCUUCUCCUCAAAGUUUGCCAUCACGCCCAACACCACUCUAGUUUCCUACCUCCCAAAGAAAAACAAGAAUGUAAUUCUUCUGAGCACACUGCACACAGACGGUGACAUUAGCGAUCAUGAGGACAGAAAGCCAAUCAUCAUCCUAGACUACAACCGCAACAAAGGAGGUGUGGACAACCUGGAUAAGGUGAUUGGAACAUAUAGCUGCAGAAGAAUGACUGCCUGCUGGCCCCUGGUCAUCUUCCUCAACAUCAUUGAUGUUUCCUCCUGCAAUGCCUUUGUGAUUUGGAGAGAGAUCAACCCAACCUGGAUGUCUCAUCAGCAGAACAAGAGGAGGUUGUUCCUGGAGCAGCUAGGAAAGGCACUUGUAACUCCACUCAUUGAAAGAAGGAAGCAUGUCCCCCACACAGAACCUUCAGCAACAGUUGUGAAAGCUUUUCAGAGUGCAGGAACUCCUGAUCAACCUGAGGAUCCAUCUACCACAGCCGCUUCCCCAGCUAGGGCAAGAGGAAGACAUGUCAGUUCUGCCCUCAAAAGAAGGACUGUAAAAAACAUACUGUGGGCUGCAAGUGCAAGAAAUAUAUCUGCAAGGGCUGUGCACUUGUAUACUGCCCUACAUGUGCUAAUUAGUUGAAUGGGUUAUGUUAUUUUUUCAUAUUUUUGUAUUGUACAUUAUCUUAAAUUGUUCACUGGAGAAAAAUGAAAAAUGAAACUGAGUCAGUGGGAUGAAUAAAAAUGUAUUCAAAACUCCUUUUUGCACUUUUGUUUUUCUUUUUUUAAGCUAUAUAAAUUCAAGUGAAGAGGGAAAACUCAAGUAUUCACACAUUUUGAGCUCAAUGACAAUAUGCAAGAUGAAAUUUGGUGUUUAACAUUCAAUUAAGCUGCUUAUAUUGAGGGUUUAGUGAAGACGGGUCAUUUUGACCCGGAGGACACGGGAUGUAUACAGAAAAUGAGGACAACAGGAGGGUUAAUGCUCACCUUCUACAGAUGAUCCACUUGGCUCGGUCUUUCAGUGUUUAACCCUUUCUCUCUCCUAGAUAUAGCAAUUGACUGAGCUUUUACUGUAAC
This is a messenger RNA of Girardinichthys multiradiatus, 2224 nucleotides long. Its product is annotated as piggyBac transposable element-derived protein 1-like. Lineage: Eukaryota; Metazoa; Chordata; Actinopteri; Cyprinodontiformes; Goodeidae. The transcript has 2 exons. The record is from RefSeq and is a predicted model, not a curated record. The coding region runs from base 975 to 1790 and encodes 271 amino acids.